This is a messenger RNA of Anastrepha ludens (Mexican fruit fly), 829 nucleotides long. RefSeq lists its product as uncharacterized. The transcript is spliced from 2 exons. The record is from RefSeq and is a predicted model, not a curated record. Bases 72 to 782 code for a protein of 236 amino acids. NCBI's taxonomy places the organism in Eukaryota, Metazoa, Arthropoda, Insecta, Diptera, Tephritidae.
UGAAAUUCAGUCAUUUUAUGAACGUGUCGCUGAACGUCUAUUACAUUUGAAUUUAAAUCUGGCAAUUGAAAAUGAAACAAAUCUUGAUUCUCGCUGCAAGUGCAUUGCUGUUGAUACAGCUCGUUAACGCUUUACCUCACACAAAACGAGAGUCCGUCGCAGUUGCUGCACGUGACAACCCCAUCUCCCAGGAUGCCUCAUCUGCCUCAUCCGAAGAAUUAUCCGAAGAAUCAUCUGAAGAAGACGAUCCCAAGCUAAAACUUGUGGCUUUCACUUUUGGCGGAAUGGCUGUAAUAGCCCAAUGGACACUCGAUAAAGGUAGCGAAGUGCUUAAGAAUGCCGUGAAGGAAUUAAAUGAAAUUCCCGACAAAGACGAGCUGUUGCAAGCGAAUAUUACUCGUAUGUCUCGCAUUGCAAAUGAAAAUCCUCAGCUUACUAAGGAAGAGGACUCGGAAUACAUUUUAAAAUUAUUUGAAUACUUGAUUGAUUUUUCAACAUUGAUGGAUGACUAUGAGCAAAUGCCAGAUGAUUCGAAAUUAAAAAUUGCAUUGAAGACAGCUUUAGAAAGCAAUGGUUUCAAUGAGUUUGAUAGUGAAUUUAAAAAUAAAAUCUUCGAAUUUGCUAAAAGUAUGGAGCGUGUUUUUGGCGAAUAUAUCAAAGAGAUGACGCCCGCUGAAAAAUCAAAGUAUUCCAAAUUAAUUCAGUGGUACGAUGAAUUCAAGGCCGAAACUGAUAAGGAUAAGAAACUUGAUAAACUAGGCGAAUUCUUUGAUCUCAUCUGAUUUAUUCUGGAUUACGUAAAUAAAGAGCAUUGUUGAAUAUCGAAAAA